UAUUUUGAUUUUUCACACAGAAACCGAAGCUAAGAAUAGCAUCUCUAGCUCCAACAUGUGCAUUAUUCAACUCUGACAAGUCAAUGGACUGACCAGCAAUGUUCGAACAAGGACCAGAGGAGGUCAGGAUACUGUCUCCCUUUGUUGUCCUUUAACAGUGAUCAAUCAAGGGACAAACUUGUCACAUUCAGAAAUAAAGCUUCUUCUCCAAGUGUAAGAAUGAAGCUAGAAGCAGCAUCUCCAGCUCCAACAUGUGCGUCUUUCAAAUCUGACAAGUCAAUGGACCGACCGAUUAUGUUCAGUCAAAGGUUGUGGCAGGAGAGUUCAUCACCAGCUCCCACCUGCAUGUCCAUGAACAGUGAUAAGUCAAUGGACAGACCAACCGUGUUCAGCAGAGAAGAAGAGUUUCUGAGAAUGAAGCUAGAAGCAGCAUCUCCAGCUCCAACAUGUGCGUCACUCAAAUCUGACAAGUCAAUGGACCGACCGAUUAUGUUCAGUCAAAGGUUGUGGCAGGAGAGUUCAUCACCAGCUCCCACCUGCAUGUCCAUGAACAGUGAUAAGUCAAUGGACAGACCAACCGUGUUCAGCAGAGAAGAAGAGUUUCUGAGAAUGAAGCUAGAAGCAGCAUCUCCAGCUCCAACAUGUGCGUCACUCAAAUCUGACAAGUCAAUGGACCGACCGAUUAUGUUCAAUCAAAGGCUGAAGCAGGAGAGUCCAUCACCAGCUCCUACCUGCAUGUCUAUGAACAGUGAUAAGUCAAUGGACAGACCAAUCAUGUUCAGCAGAGAAGAAGAGUGUGUUAGAGCAUUAUCAGCCAGUCUGUUGACUGAGGAUCACUUCAGGUGUCCAGUGUGUACAGAUGUGCUGAAGGAUCCAGUCUCCAUCCCCUGUGGACACAGUUACUGUAAGACCUGCAUCCAGAACUACUGGACCAAACCAACCCUACAAAACAGCUACUGCUGUCCUCAGUGUAGGAAGAGAUUUAGAACUCGUCCUGCUCUGAACCAAAACUCAGCUCUGGCUAAAGUGGUUCAGAAGCUGCAGCAGGCCAGGUUCAGUCCUGCUCUUCCUGAUCAGUGCUACGCUGGACCAGGAGAUGUGGCCUGUGAUUUCUGCACUGGGAGGAAGCUCAGAGCGGUGAAGUCCUGUCUUACCUGCUCUGCGUCUUACUGUGAAACUCACGUGAAGCAGCACUACACAGUAGCAGCUCUACAGAGACACACGCUGGUGGAGGUGACUGGAGAUCUGGAACAGAGACUCUGCAAGCUGCACCAGAGAGCUCUGGAGGUCUUCUGCAAAACUGACCGGACCUUCAUAUGUCUUAUAUGCACAAUGGAGGAGCACAAAGAACACGAUACUGUCCUGGCCAAAAAUGAAGAUCCUACAGCUGAGAUAAUCUUACUUAAUUCAUCAGAAGAGAGGAAGCAGAUGAUACAACUCCUAAAAGACAACAAAGAGUUGACAGCAAAAGUUGAGAGAGCUGAGACUGAGCUGGCUUUCCUGGUAAAGCGCUUUUGCAGAGGACUUGAAGAAGCAAAUGCACUGUCUUCAGAUUUUACCUCUGACUUUGUGGAGGUGUCUGCACUUGGUCGCUCAUUGGAUCUUGGGAUGUUGUAUAACUGCCAUGAUGAUUCUUUCAAUUCUGAUGUUUUUCUGUGGGAUGCUGACUGUGUGUCUUCUAUGAGGCUGUCUCUCCCUCGAUUCUACACAAAUAUGAAGAUUUUAGAGGGAGAUUCUCUGCAGGACAGACUAAAAGCUCUGGACCUGUCCACUGCUCUGAGAGCUAGUGUUGUAUCAGGACUGGUGGAGGUGGCCGGGGGUGCUGCCUUCCUGAAGCACCCCACUCAGUCCCAACUGCAGGACAGAGUCACUCUGCACUACAGAACCUCCACCAGAUUAGACAUGCUCAGUCACAGACUGCUACAGAGUGGAGCUUCUCUCUCAGUGACCAAUCAGAGUUCAACACAUGUGGUUGCGGCAGUGCUUUAUGGAGUGCAGGCGUUUUUUGUGUUUGAUAACACGAGUGAAAGCAAAGCGGGAACUACAGAACUGAGAUCCAUAGUCAAGAAGAUGACCAGUUCUUCCUGUGCAACAGAAUGUUCCUCCAGUCUUACUGAAAGUGAACAAGCAAGUUGUUUGCUAUAUGACUGUGCUGUUUAUCUAGAUGGAAAUGAUGUGAAAAAUCCUGUGAAUUUUAACACAUCAGUGAAUGUGUAUAGCUCUCUUCAAAAGCUGUUAGGACCACAAAGUGAAAGAGCAGUCCCUCUGAAAGUCUGGCUUUAUCCACUGAAAAAUCUGGACCAAUCUUCUCCCCAUGUAGUCAGAGACAUCAGUGAAGUCUUACUAAACAAAGCAGAAAAAGUCCUGAAAUUUUUUGAGAGGACUUUAAGAAAUUGUCAAGAUAUGCUACACAGUUCGAGCAGUCUUCAUGUGGUCAAAUGGUUUCCAUCCUUAAAAGAAGAUAUUUCUCAAUGUUGUGCUCUUCUGCAGCAAUACAAGUCAGAGUUUCAGAGAGAACUGGCCUCCUGCAUAAAGACCAUACGAGACAUAGGAGAGGAAGGAGAGGAGAGGCUUCGAGAUCUUCUGCAUAGGAAUGAGCAAUCACUAUUCAGUCUACAAAAUAUCCACCAGUGGCUCCAAAACGAAGAUGCUGAAGUGAAGGCUUUGAAUGAAUGCAAAGCUGCUAACACACAACACAAGCAACCACCACUGAGUUUUGGGCAUAUCAGUCAGAAAAUCCUCUCUGACCUUCAUUUGUUUCUGUCCAGUAAAGAGGCAGACAGUGAUGCACAACAAAUCAAGUUCAUUGCUGCAUCUGUACCAGAUCAAGAAGUUCCCGGGUCCUCUAUACGACUUUACCAAUCUGGAGGUUUGGUGAUCCACAAUGUAAAACUUGAGGUGAAUCUGGAAGCCCCAGAAAUAAUCACAGUAAGACCAACAAGUGUGACACUGAAACUUCAAAGACUUCAAAGUUCAAAGACCAAAAGUACUGACCGGUACAGAGUGGAGUACAGAGCUCUGAGCUGCAAAGGAUGGAGUCAUGGUCAGCUGAAAUGGAGUAAUAUUGAGAUCUGUAAUACUGAAGAGAAUUGUGUGAUUAUGGGAUUCACACCAGAGGUACAGUAUCAGCUCAGAUAUGCUGUAAUAGAUGGUAACAGCAUGAGUGACUACAGCAGAAUCACAGAGUUCCAGACUCUUCCUAGAGCCACGCCUGGACAGUUGACAGUAAAAUGGAUGAAUGGAGAUUCCCUCUGUGUUUCCUGGCCGAGGGCUGAGGCUGAUGGAGACUCUCCUGUGCUCCACUACAUGGUUGAGUAUAAGGAGACUGGUCUGGAGGGCUGGCAGUCCAUUCUAACAGAGGGUCCUGAGUGUGAAUGCACCAUAACUCUCCCCUACAGCACUUGCUACAGACUCAGAGUCUCUGCUGUCUAUGAAGAGGGAGAUGCCAGCAAACCCAGUGAAGAAACAGAGGUUCCUGUAGAAACUUGGAAAACAGACCUCUCAGAGAGAAAGAGCUCCCUCUUCCUAGAAAUGUUGAAACUCCAAACAGUGAAGAAACCAGUAGAGCUGAGAGGCUGGUCAGAUGAAGAGAGUGAAGUGAGGAGUUUCCUUCAGUGUCUGCCCUACAUCUCCCAGCUGAGGAUUUCUUCUUCGUUUUUCAUCACUAAACACAUUCAGGUGUUUCUGGAUCUGUUCAGUAAAGCAGCAGAGUGUGAGAUACAGACAGGAGAGAAGACACUGGAGCUGUUAACAUCAGUGUGCACUUACAGCUCUUUUCCUUAUGGAGAUAUUCAAAGCUCUUUUCCUUAUAGAGAUACUCACAGAUCUAAUCAGUGUGAUUUCCUGCUGGAUCUGUUCUCACAUGUGAAGAACUAUGAGACUCAAACAGGCAGGACUGUUCUUCCAGCAUUACAGCCAGUUUACCAGUCAGCUCCUGCAGUCUGGAUCAUAAACCUCUCAGAGAGAAAGAGCUCCCUCUUCCUAGAAGUGCUGAAACUCCAAACAGUGAAGAAACCAGUAGAGCUGAGAGGCUGGACAGAUGAAGAGAGUGAAGUGAGGAGUUUCCUUCAGUGUCUGCCCUACAUCUCCCAGCUGAGGUUCAGAUCACCACAGAGUGAGAGUGAUGAGUGGAGAAAGAGAGUGAAUUCAUUUCUGCUGGAUCUGUGUCUGCAAGCAGCUCUUCAUCAGAAAGACAACAUUCAGACAGCUGUAGAAGAACUGAUGUCAUGUGCGUGUGGUGGAAAAGAAGAUUUUCUACUGGAUCUGUUCUCACAUGUGAAGAACUAUGAGACUCAGACAGGCAGGACUGUUCUUCCAGCAUUACAGCCAGUUUACCAGUCAGCUCCUGCAGAGUGGAUCAUAAACCUCUCAGAGAGAAAGAGCUCCCUCUUCCUAGAAGUGCUGAAACUCCAAACAGUGAAGAAACCAGUAAAGCUGAGAGGCUGGUCAGAUGAAGAGAGUGAAGUGAGGAGUUUCCUUCAGUGUCUGCCCUACAUCUCCCAGCUGAGAUUCAGAACUCUACAGGGUGAGAGUGCUGAGUGGAGAAAGAGAGUGAAUUCAUUCCUGCUGGAUCUGUGUUUGCAAGCAGCUCUAUAUCAGAAAGAGAACAUUCAGACAACUGUAGAAGAACUGAUGUCAUGUUCAUAUGGUGACAAAGAAGAGUUCCUGCUGGAUCUGUUCUCACAUGUGAAGAACUAUGAGACUCAGACAGGCAGGAGUGUUCUUCCAGCAUUACAGCCAGUUUACCAGUCAGCUCCUGCAGUCUGGAUCAUAAACCUCUCAGAGAGAAAGAGCUCCCUCUUCCUAGAAGUGCUGAAACUCCAAACAGUGAAGAAACCAGUAAAGCUGAGAGGCUGGUCAGAUGAAGAGAGUGAAGUGAGGAGUUUCCUUCAGUGUCUGCCGUACAUCUCCCAGCUGAGAUUUUGUUGGUCUGUUUCACAUGAAGAACAAAAGAAAAAGUCUGCGUUUCAUUUUCUGCUGAAUCUGAGUGUAGCAGCAGCAGCAGAGAGUGACUCAGCUACAGGAGAGAGAUUCACUGAACUGCUGACAUCUGUGUGCAGCUACCCAACCUUCCCUUUUCAUGAAGAUGAUCCUCACUCUCAGUGGAAUUUCAUGCUGGAUCUGUACUCGUAUGUGAAGAACUAUGAGACUCAGACAGACAGGAGUGUUCUUCCAGCAUUACAGCCAGUUUACCAGUCAGCUCCUGCAGAGUGGAUCAUAAACCUCUCAGAGAGAAAGAGCUCCCUCUUCCUAGAAGUGCUGAAACUCCAAACAGUGAAGAAACCAGUAGAGCUGUGGGGCUGGCCAGAUGAAGAGAGUGAAGUGAGGAGUUUCCUUCAGUGUCUGCCCUACAUCUCCCAGCUGAGAUUCUUUGAGGAGCCUGAAGAGAAAAUGUCAGUCUUGAAGUUUCUGCUGAGUCUGAGUGCCAAAGUAUCAGAGUGUGAUACAGCUACAAAACAGAGUUUCAUUGAGCUGCUGACGUCUAUGUGCAGAGAGAGAGACUUCCCUUUUAAUAAGAAUGACUAUGAUUAUGAGGAUGAAGAUGAUGUUAAUGGCGCUCUGUGUGAUUUCCUGCUGGAUCUGUUCUCUCAUGUGAAGAACUAUGAGACUCAGACAGACAGGAGUGUUCUUCCAGCAUUACAGCCAGUUUACCAGUCAGCUCCUGCAGUCUGGAUCAUAAACCUCUCAGAGAGAAAGAGCUCCCUCUUCCUAGAAGUGCUGAAACUCCAAACAGUGAAGAAACCAGUAGAGCUGUGGGGCUGGCCAGAUGAAGAGAGUGAAGUGAGGAGUUUCCUUCAGUGUCUGCCCUACAUCUCCCAGCUGAGAUUCUUUGAGGAGCCUGAAGUGAAAAUGUCAGUCUUGAAGUUUCUGCUGAGUCUGAGUGCCAAAGUAUCAGAGUGUGAUACAGAUACAAAACAGAGUUUCAUUGAGCUGCUGACGUCUAUGUGCAGAGAGAGAGACUUCCCUUUUAAUAAGAAUGACUAUGAUUAUGAGGAUGAAGAUGAUGUUAAUGGCGCUCUGUGUGAUUUCCUGCUGGAUCUGUUCUCUCAUGUGAAGAACUAUGAGACUCAAACAGGCAGGACUGUUCUUCCAGCAUUACAGCCAGUUUACCAGUCAGCUCCUGCAGUCUGGAUCAUAAACCUCUCAGGGGGAAAGAGCUCCCUCUUCCUAGAAGUGCUGAAACUCCAAACAGAGAAGAAACCAGUAGAGCUGAGUGGCUGGUCAGAUGAAGAGAGUGAAGUGAGGAGUUUCCUUCAGUGUCUGCCCUACAUCUCCCAGCUGAGAUUUCAUUGUUUUGUUCCUCGUGAAAACAAUAAACAACAGUCUGCUUUCCAGUUUCUGCUGAAUCUGAGUGUAGCAGCAGCAGAGAGUGAUUCAGCUACAGGAGAGAGUUUUACUGAACUGCUGACAUCUGUGUGCAGCUACUCAACCUUCCCUUUUGAUGACCAUGAUAAUGAGUAUAAUACUGAUUCUCAGUGUGAUUUUCUGCUGGAUCUGUGCUCAUAUGUGAAGAACUAUGAGACUCAAACAGGCAGGAGUGUUUUUCCAGCAUUACAGCCAGUUUACCAGUCAGCUCCUGCAGUCUGGAUCAUAAACCUCUCAGAGAGAAAGAGCUCCCUCUUCCUAGAAGUGCUGAAACUCCAAACAGUGAAAAAACCAGUAGAGCUGACAGGCUGGUCAGAUGAAGAGAGUGAAGUGAGGAGUUUCCUUCAGUGUCUGCCCUACAUCUCCCAGCUGAGAUUAUAUUUUGGGUCCGAUAUCAAGAAAAACAUGCAGAUGUUUCUGGAUCUCUUCAGUAAAGCAGCAGAGAGUGAGAUACAGACAGGAGAGACAACACUGGAGUUGUUAUCAUCAGUGUGCACUUACAGCUCAUUUCCUUAUGGAGAAACUCACAGUUCUGAUCAGAGUGAUUUUCUGCUGGAUCUGUUCUCACAUGUGAAGAUCUAUGAGACUCAAACAGGCAGGACUGUUCUUCCAGCAUUACUGCCAGUUUACCAGUCAGCUCCUGCAGUCUGGAUCAUAGACCUCUCAGAGAGAAAGAGCUCCCUCUUCCUAGAAGUGCUGAAACUCCAAACAGAGAAGAAACCAGUAGAGCUGACAGGCUGGACAGAUGAAGAGAGUGAAGUGAGGAGUUUCCUUCAGUGUCUGCCCUACAUCUCCCAGCUGAGAUUAUAUUUUGGGUCUGAUAUCAGGAAAAACAAAAAGAUUUUUCUGGAUCUGUUCAGUAAAGCAGCAGAGUGGGAGAGACAGACAGGAGAGAACACUCUGGAGCUGUUAACAUCAGUCUGCACUUACAGCCUUUUUCCUUAUAGAGAUACUCACAGAUCUGAGCAGAGUGAGUUUCUGCUGGAUCUGUUCUCACAUGUGAAGAACUAUGAGACUCAAACAGGCAGGACUGUUCUUCCAGCAUUACAGCCAGUUUACCAGUCAGCUCCUGCAGUCUGGAUCAUAAACCUCUCAAAGAGAAAGAGCUCCCUCUUCCUAGAAGUGCUGAAACUCCAAACAGUAAAGAAACCAGUAAAGCUGAGUGGCUGGUCAGAUGAAGAGAGUGAAGUGAGGAGUUUCCUUCAGUGUCUGCCCUAUAUCUCCCAGCUGAGGUUUGUUUGGUCUGAUAUCAAGAAAACGAUCCAGAUGUUUAUGGAUAUGUUGAUGAAAGCAGCAGAGAGUGGGAUACAGACAGGAGAGAGGACACUGCAGCUGUUAUCAUCAGUGUGCAGUUACAGCUCCUUUCCUUUUGGAGAUGCACAUCGUUCUGAGCAGAGUGAGUUUCUGCUGGAUCUGUUCUCACAUGUGAAGAACUAUGAGACUCAGACAGGCAGGAGUGUUCUUCCAGCAUUACAGCCAGUUUACCAGUCAGCUCCUGCAGUCUGGAUCAUAAACCUCUCAGAGAGAAAGAGCUCCCUCUUCCUAGAAGUGCUGAAACUCCAAACAGAGAAGAAACCAGUAGAGCUGACAGGCUGGUCAGAUGAAGAGAGUGAAGUGAGGAGUUUCCUUCAGUGUCUGCCCUACAUCUCCCGGCUGAGUGGUGCUGAGCAGUGUGUGCCAUCUGCGUGUAAAGUGCUCCACUCCAGAGGAGAAACAGAGCAGGUGGCUCCUCUGCUCCAGGCUCUGGACUUCACUCUGUCUCUGGAAGGAAAGCUACUCACUUCCAGCUGCAGGGCUUUGGGGAGAGUGCUGGGCCUCUCAGCCUCCAACCUCAAACUCACUCUAAACCCACAAGCCAUCUCUCUCAGAGGAACCAGACAUCUCUUCAGAUACAUCACACACCUACACACUCUCAGGCUGAGUGGUGUUAUGGUGAUGAGAACAGUGCGAGCGCUGAGAGCAGCGAAAGCUCCUGUUCCAGUGACGAUUGAGGAGCUUUCACUCAUCCACAGCACAACACAGCAGUCAAAGAAGGAGCUGUCCAGAGUCCUGAGCAGCUUGGCUUCUCUCCUGAGACUCUGGAAUGUCCAGUGUCUGAACCUGACUGAACACACGAUGGAGGUUCAGUCUCUCACUGUCCUACUGUGUCACCAGGGCUCUCUGACCAUCAGGUUAUCUAAUAAACGUCUCCAGAAGCUGGUUGUUGUGGUGAAUGAAGCUCAGGAUGAGGAGCUCACUCGUGGUUUCCUACAGAAAGUGGGUGGAGAUCUGACUUCCUGCUCUCUGAACUGGGAAUUGAUCCACUAUUUCCUGCAGUAUCACACUGUCACUGUGGACUUUAGGAAGAGCAACAUUAAACAGCAGAACAUCAGAGAACUUGUGUCUGUACUGGACAGAGUUCAGCUCAGAAGGUUGACCUCCAGCUUUGUGCUGCCCAUCAUAAGAGAGAUCUAUGAGACUGGCUCUGCUCACUGUGUGUCCAGCCUGUUGUGUUCAAUAAAGAACUGCAUCAACCUGAACAGCAGAGAGCUGGACUCUGUCCACUGUGCUGCUCUGCGCUUCACCCUCCAGCACUGCACUGCAGUCUCUCUCAGCCUGCUGUGGACCUCCAUACCAGAGGGGGAGCUGGAGAGCAUUGUGCCUCUACUCAGCCACGUCUCCCAUCUCAGUGUUGACAGGAUGUUGUUGCUGAGGCUGCUCCGUUGCUGCAGUGUCUCUGUGCUCCAGCAGGGGGCAGCAGCAGUUCUGCUCUCUGCUCUGCAGCACAGACUGGACUUCUCCUGCAGCUCCACUCUGGACCUUACAGAACACACACAGACACACACUCUGAGCAGUGAGGACUGCAGAGUCAUCUCCAUGACCAUCCAGAGAGCUCGGACCCCCACACAGCUCAUUCUGCAGGACUGUGAGAUAGAGGAGACUGGAGUGGAGCAGCUCUUCACCAUUUUACACAAAGUCACUCUGCACUGCAGUAAAGCUCUGCUGCUUCAGUUUCUGUCUCUUGUCCCUGUGGGGACUGAGCUGGACUGUGUGAGGCGUGUUGUGGCUCUAUCUCAGGCUCUGGGUGAGGAACUGGACCUCAGUCAAACCCAGCUGGACCUGCAGGUCUGCAGGUCACUGGCGCUGGUUCUGGAACAUUCUGAAGGGCUGACAGAACUGGACCUCAGCCACUGCCAGCUCACUGACCACUGCCUGGAUCUGCUGCUUCCACACCUGCACAAAAUCAACAUCCUGGAUCUCAGCGACAAUUACCUUACUGAUGUCUCAGCAAAGAGAAUCUACGAUAUUGUCUCCACUAACAGCAACAUUCAGACUGUUCGACUCUUCAGCAACAGAAUUACAGAAAGACUGCGUUUCCUCUCAGACCGGCGCUUUGAGAUCUGGUGAUACUGUGAUGAUGCAGUGAUGGCAUUAGAUUAUCAUGACAGUGAUUUUCUGUUACAUUGAUUAACAAAAAUUACAACCCUAAAGAUUCAGAACAUGUAACAUAUACUGUAUAUAGGCAGAUAUACUGGACUUCACUGAUCUUCACUGAUAUGUACUAAAAUACUAUAACUCUGCUGUAUAUUUGUCAGCAAUAAUAACUUCAAAGAUCAUAUACUUGAAUCAACUUUUUCCAUUUGAAUGGAUUUUGGGACUGUAUGAACACAGGUGUUUUGGUGGAAUUGUUUUCACAAUGUCAGUGUCAUUCCAUGAGGGUGCAAACAUAAUAUUUACCGUUAGCUCAUGGACUGAAAUGUACCUACUCUGUCUGGCUGCUAUUGAAGAUUGAAGCUUUGUAUUUCUCACACUAUGGGGCCUUACCUUUUUCUCACAAAAUCAGAUAUUGUUUAUACUGUGUAUAUAUUCUGUGUUUUAUUAAGUGUUUUAUGGGAAUUUGCUGUAUUGCUGUCCUGUUAACACAAAACCCUGUUUAUUGAUCUCUACGUUACCUUACAGUUUCAGUCUGACACGUCUAGCAAUUUGUCCAGGCAGAGAUUUGAUUAAACUGCUUUCAGGAAAAUGAGCAAAAACAUCUUCUUGUCUAAGAUCAGCUGUUCUUUUAAUACAGUUCUGCAUGUUUCAAGGCUGUUGUCAAGAAGCAGUGAUUACUGUUUCUUUCUCUUUCCUGGUAGAAACUUUUUAAUGUCAGUAAAACAUUAUUUAUGCGUUUUUAUUUUCUGUACUCAUCUGUAUUCACUCCCUCUCUUUUACAGAGAAUACUAAGUAUUGGCUGUUACUGAGUGUUGAGUCAAAUAAAGUGAAUAUUUGUCUAUGAA
This is a messenger RNA of Colossoma macropomum (tambaqui), 10625 nucleotides long. RefSeq lists its product as uncharacterized. The transcript has 32 exons. The record is from RefSeq and is a predicted model, not a curated record. Gene Ontology annotation, molecular function: protein binding; zinc ion binding. Bases 220 to 9753 code for a protein of 3177 amino acids. NCBI's taxonomy places the organism in Eukaryota, Metazoa, Chordata, Actinopteri, Characiformes, Serrasalmidae.